AUGGUGAAAGGCAUGCUUCACAUUCCUGAAGACGACUUUCUACCAGGUACUGCUGUUAAAGCCCCCUUUGUCUUCAUAGGAGAUGAAGCGUACACCCUUCUCAGACACCUGAUGAAACCUUUUGCCAGGAGAAAUCUUGAUUGCUCGAACGAAAAGUUCAAUAAAGUUCUUUCACGAACUAGAAAAACUGUUGAAUUUGCCUUUGUAAUUGCGGCUGCGAAGUGGCGAUUACUAAACAAACCAAUUGAAACUAAAGUAGAGACUGCAGAACUGAUUGUGAAAGCUGUUUGCGUUUUACAUAACAUGAUUGUGGACAAAGAGAAUGUACUGAACAAUGUGGAGUACAGAGACAUACUUCCUGGAGUUCAGCCAUCAAGAAGAAACAAUGUAGCUCCUGCUGAAGCUAUUGAGUGUUCAUUUAAUGAAGAAAGUAUUGUGUAA
Schistocerca nitens (vagrant locust) is the source of this 441-nucleotide messenger RNA. RefSeq lists its product as uncharacterized. The record is from RefSeq and is a predicted model, not a curated record. The transcript is spliced from 2 exons. The coding region runs from base 1 to 441 and encodes 146 amino acids. Lineage: Eukaryota; Metazoa; Arthropoda; Insecta; Orthoptera; Acrididae.